AUGUCUAGUCAGCGUCUUGUCCUAGGCCUCCCACGUGUCUUGCCGUCGCUGCCGCCUUCGCCUGCGCCGCCGUGUCGUCCCUGCGUCGAGGGUAGGCUGCGCGCCACCCCUCACUCCUCCUCCCUUCGUCCGGCCACCGAGCCUUUUGAGACGCUUCACUUGGACGUCUGGGGCCCAGCCCCUCGUCUAGGCCCUGAGCGUGAGCGUUACUUUCUGGUGGUCGUUGACGACUUCUCCCGCUACACCACAGUGUUCCCUCUGGCGAAGAAGUCUGAGGUGACUUCUACGCUGAUCAGGUGGUUGCUCACCACCGAGGACACUCGUGGUCGUCGUGUCAGCUGUCUCCACUCCGACCGUGGGGGUGAGUUUCGCUCCGGCAUUCUCGCUGGAUUCUGUCGCGAGCAGGGCAUUCGUCAGUCCUGGACGCUUCCAGAGUCCCCACAGCAGAAUGGGGUUGCUGAGCGCCGCAUAGGCCUGGUCAUGGAGAUCGCCCGCACCUCCCUGACUCACGCCUGUGCCCCCCAUUUUCUGUGGCCCUACGCGGUCAGGUACGCCGCGCACCAGCUGAACCUCUGGCCACGUGUCUCUCGACCAGAGGUUUCACCGACCAGUCUUUGGACAGGGUUCCCUGGUGUUGCGUCGCGGUUUCGUGUCUGGGAGUGCUUGGCUCUUGUCCGCGACACCUCCGCGGACAAGCUCUCGCCUCGUGCCGUCCCCUGUGUCUUCCUUGGUUUCCCUGAGGACUCCUCUGACUUCACCUUUUACCACCCUCCCUCUCACCGGUUCUUUGACUCCCGUGACGUCCGUUUCGAGGAGUCCACUCCGUACUACGUCAGGUGUGUCCCAGGCUACCCCUCCUCCUUCGGUAGCCCCUCCGGUACAGCCUCCCUCCCCACAGUCCUCCUCGCAGCGUGCCGCUGGUGCUAG
Closterium sp. NIES-65 is the source of this 927-nucleotide messenger RNA. Lineage: Eukaryota; Viridiplantae; Streptophyta; Zygnematophyceae; Desmidiales; Closteriaceae. The record is from the annotation of a GenBank genome assembly.